UCGGCGGCUCCCGGAGCAAGGGGUGGAAGCGGCGGACGGUUCCCGGCGCUUGGGGAGGCACCGGCCAAAACAGCAUCGCGGGAGGACGGAGCAGGUCCAGGGGCAACGGGAAGCCGUAGGGAAGAAGCCCGAGGCCGGAGGGAGGAAGAGGCCGGAGGGAGGAAGAGGCCGAACCCGCGGGAGGGAAGCGGCGGACGGGACGGGACGGGACGGGACGGACGCAGGCGGCCCGCCGCGGGGCUCCUUGCACCCGCCGGGAUGGCGCCCGCCCGGCCCAUCCUCUGCCUCCAGCUCUGGCUGUGGCUGCAGGGCUCGGCCCAGGAGCUGGACCCGGACGGCAGGAACGUGUGCCGCGCCGGCAGCCUCCCCGCGGGCCUGGCGUGCUGCCCCGGCUGGAAGCAGCAAGGGCGGGAGUGCACGGAGGCGCUGUGCGAGGGCGAGGACGCCUGCGGGGCCGACGAGGUGUGCGUGAGACCCGGCGUUUGCCUCUGCAAGCCCGGCUUCUUCGGCGCCGACUGCAGCUCCCGCUGCCCCGAGCAGUACUGGGGCCCCGACUGCAAGCGGCGCUGCCCCUGCCACCCCGACGGCACGUGCGAGGCGGCCAGCGGGCGCUGCUCCUGCCUGCCCGGCCGCUGGGGCCCCCGCUGCCAGUUCGCCUGCGCCUGCGGGCCCCGCGGCCGCUGCGAGCCGCUCAGCGGCGCCUGCCGCUGCGAGCCGGGCUGGUGGGGCCCCAGCUGCGCCAGGCAGUGCCAGUGCAACCCCGAGGGCUCCCGGUGCGACCCGCUCGGCGGCCGCUGCCGCUGCCUGCCCGGCUGGUGGGGCAGGAGGUGCAGCUUCAGGUGCUCCUGCAACGGCUCGCCCUGCUCCCAGGAGACGGGCAAGUGCGAGUGCGCGGCGGGGUUUUGGGGCCCGGCGUGCCAGCGGCCCUGCGACUGCCUGCACGGCGCCUGCAACCCGCUCAGCGGCCACUGCAGCUGCGGCGCCGGCUACCACGGCCGGAGCUGCCGCGAGCCCUGCCCGGCCGGGAGGUACGGGCCGCACUGCGUGCACAGCUGCGGGAGCUGCCGGGGCGGCCAGCCCUGUGCAGCAGCCGACGGGGCCUGCGCGGGCUGCCGGCCCGGCUGGAACGGCACCCUGUGCAAGGAGCGCUGCGCCGCCGGCUACCACGGUGCGGGCUGCCACCACCGCUGUCCCCGCUGCCGCGCCGGCGAGGCCUGCGACCCGGAGAGCGGCGCCUGCGCCGGCUGCGAGCCCGGCUGGACGGGACCCAGCUGCAACAGCUCCUGCCCCGCGGGCACCUUCGGGGACGGGUGCCAGCAGCCGUGUCCGGACUGCGUGUCGGGGAGCUGCGACCCGGUGUCGGGAGCCUGCGUCUGCUGGGCCGGCUACUGGGGCGGCAGCUGCAACGAGACCUGCCCGGAGGGGUAUUUCGGUGUGAACUGCUCCUCCGCCUGCCAGUGCUCCCGCGGGACCUGCCACCCCGCAAGGGGCGACUGCGUCUGGCGCGCUAAGGACCACGGGGCGCUGGCGGCCGCCGUCCUCGUCCCGCUGCUGCUGCUGCUGCUCUGCGGCGCCUGCUGCUGCUGCGGCGCCGGCCAGGCGGACGCCAGGGACAGGGCGGCCGCGGCCGACGACGACGUGGUGUCCCGGAUGAAGCACCACGUGCGGCGGGUGCUGGCCAACCUCAGCGCCAUGAUGCCCUGCUUUUCCCUGGGUGGUUCCAAGCUUCCCAAAGUCACAGUUUCCCACCACGACGCAGAAAUCCCCUUCAACCCCAGCUUCAUCGAGCCACCGUCCACCGCGUGGGUUUCCGAUAGCUCCUUCUCCUCCUUCGACACGGACAACGAGGGCCCGGAGUACUCCGUGCCCCCCCGAGAAGGCGUCCCCGUGCUGGCGGGGGCCGAGCUGCAGGACGGGGCGUCCCCCGCCGGCGAGGCGCUGCCGGACCCCUCGGCCUUCAGCUCGGAGGACGUGUCGCAGCCCUUCGCCAUCCCCCGCACCUCCAGCCUCGCCAAGGCCAAGCGGCCCUCCGUGUCCUUCGCCGAAGGGACCAAAUUCGGCCCCCAGGGCCGGGGCGCCCUCGCCGCCGAGCCCCUGCCCGACCGGCCGCCCGGCAGCGACAGCCCCGAGCCCCCGGCCGCGGCGGAGGAGAGCCACCGGGCCGCGGGCCGGGCCACCGGCGCGGGGGGCCGCCGGCGCGGGGCCUCGGGCACCAGGCAGGUGGCCCAGAGGGUGGAGGCGCUGGAGGCGGCCGCGAAGGCCGGCGGCCGGGAGGCGAGGGGGAAGGAGCCGAGCGUCACCACCAUUUACGUGAUGGUGGGCACGGCCGGGCAGGAGGCCGAGGCCGGCGGCGAGGGACCGGUGCAGGCCGUGCUCAAGCGGCUGGGCAGCGCGCAGUGGGCCCGGAGGGCUGCGAAGGAGGAGCCCCCGGUGCGGAGGAGCGCCGAGGGCAUCCAGGAGCCGCCCCGGCGGGCGCUGGCCCAGCGGAGAGACUCGGCCCCGGGCUCCAAGCAGAGGGAGAGCGGUGCAAGCCCCGUCCCCGGCGCUGCCACCGAGCCACCCGCCGGCAAACACCUCCCAGGGACGAGGCGGCCGAAAAGCGCGGGGGCGUGGGAGGGGGCCGCCGCCGAGCCGGAGGAGGAAGAGCCGAAAUAUGAGAACGUGAGGACCAGCCCCGGUCCAGAGCAGCCGCCGGCUGCCCCCGGGAGCGCGGCCGGCACCUGAGCCCGCUGCGAGCCAGAGGCUUGCCGAGCCUCGCCGGUGACUCCCGCCCCGCGGCCGGGGGUCCGAGCUGUGCCAGGGCUCUGCUUGGAGACACACGGGCAAAAAGACAUUUCCACCCGCUUUUUUGGGGGUCUUGCGUUCACCUCUCCCCAUCCCAGCCCCUUCUCCCUCGCCGAGAUGCGGGGUGAAGGCGCUCCUUGCCUGCGGGGAUUAUGCGUGGCGCUCGGCUGGGGAGGGGUGACGGGCUGCCAAAAGCGGCUUCGGCUGAAAUUAAUUUGAGCUGCUUAUCUAGAGGGCUCGCUGGGUCGGCACGGGUUUAUCUGUGCUGCCCUGCUUUUGCGGCAGGCGCUAGCUGCCACCGUUUCUGUGUACCCACCAGCACCGAAUGGUUCGCGGGGUUUGUGCACGACUUUAAGCUCCAUGUGGGCGCCGAGCUGGGCUGCGGAUGUGAGCUCGUGCGUCCAGCACCUGCGCUGGUCCUGACGAGGAUGAAGCUGGAGUGGAAAACAGCAUUUCUAUAGGUCUCCUAAAUCCUUGCCGUCUCCCCGCAUCUCGGCAGCGGCGUUCCCGCGGUUACGAUGCGCAGCCACGGACAACCGAGAGAUGCGAUGCAGCUCACCGGGUGCAACGUGAGGCCCCGGGGCUGCUGGAUGGGCCUGGCCCCACGCGCCUUGCCCAGGCGCCCACCGAGCCGGAGGGGAUUUGCAGCAUGGACUGGUUUUAGACAUAUAUAAAUAAGCUCUGUGUAUGGUUUUUCUGUUAUUUGAAUUUGAAAGCCCCCAAAUGAAAAUAAAAUUUUUACCGAAGCCCGCCAGGAGUUCAGUUUCCGAGCCCCGCUUUGAAUCAAAGACGUGCAAGCCAAAGACCAGGAAUACGCUCAGAAGCGUGGAUACUAUCUGCAGCCUUAGGCUUUUUUUUAAUUAGCAUUAUUUCCUGGUUCAGUCGAGGUAAUUCCUCACCCUCGCUUACACGUGUGAGCACGCCGUGGCCAUCGGGACGCUGGCGCGAGCCUGGAGGAGGCACCGGCGCGACACGUGCACAGUCGCGUAUUCACCCUGCUUCUGCUCUGAUGCUGCUGGGUUGUGAUUAAGGAUUAGGGUGUCUCAUGAAACAGUCGCUGUGCGGGAUGGAUCUUACUUUUUCCCUUUUGCUUUUCGCCAGGGCUUUGCCACAAGGCAACAUGCCGAACCCG
Dromaius novaehollandiae (emu) is the source of this 3916-nucleotide messenger RNA. RefSeq names its product scavenger receptor class F member 1 (gene SCARF1). Gene Ontology annotation, biological process: heterophilic cell-cell adhesion; dendrite development; neuron remodeling. NCBI's taxonomy places the organism in Eukaryota, Metazoa, Chordata, Aves, Casuariiformes, Dromaiidae. The transcript is spliced from 12 exons. The coding region runs from base 259 to 2724 and encodes 821 amino acids. The record is from RefSeq and is a predicted model, not a curated record. Gene Ontology annotation, cellular component: membrane. Gene Ontology annotation, molecular function: scavenger receptor activity; low-density lipoprotein particle binding.